UCCCGCCUAGAAAGCACCAAAAAACUCUCUUUAGAAAACCACCAAUAUGUUCAAGAUUGCCCUCUGUUUGUUGGCCCUGGCCAGUGGCUCUCUGGCCGCCAGUAUUGGCCAGGUUGACAGCACCACCGAGAAGAGGGAGAUUAUUCCCGUGCUGAAGUUCGAGACGGACAAGCAGCCCGAUGGCUCCUUCCACUUCAUGUACGAGGGCGGUGACCAGUCCUUCCGCCAGGAGCAGGGCGUCGUCGAGAAUGCCGGCACCGAGGAUGAGGCCCUGGAGGUUUCUGGAUCCUACAGAUACGUCGAUGCCGAUGGCAACACCGUGGAGGUUCACUACACUGCCGGCAAGAACGGUUUUGUGCCCAUUGGCACGAUCAUCCCCAAGGAAAUCACCGAGUUGGCCAAGUCUGCUGCCGAUCUGCCCAAGUAUUCCGAGGAGGAGGAGCUGAAGUACCGCAAGGCCCGUUCCCAGGAACUGGAGAAGAAGUCAGUUGCUGUGGAGAAGGAAAUCGCUGCUGCGGUCGAGAAGAAGGUGGAGGAGGAGGCUGUGGUGGCCAAGGCAUCCGAGGUGGUGGAGAAAACCGAGCCCCUGACCGCCGAAUCCCAGGUGGUGCCCGUCCAGGUGGUGCUCGAUGCCGUGCCAGAAGCCGAGGUCAAGACCGCCGAGAAGGUCGAAAAGGUGGAGACCGCCAAGACUGCCUAAGCUUUCCUUUAGACUCUAGACUACCCAAGUAUUGUUUAAUUUAAAACCAAGUGCGAUCUAAUUUAACUGGCUAGCAAUAAUAAAACGAUUCCCUAU
Molecule: messenger RNA, 796 nt
Organism: Drosophila takahashii
Lineage: Eukaryota; Metazoa; Arthropoda; Insecta; Diptera; Drosophilidae
Gene: Cpr47Eb
Product: Cuticular protein 47Eb
Cellular component (GO): chitin-based extracellular matrix
Molecular function (GO): structural constituent of chitin-based larval cuticle
Source: RefSeq, a predicted model, not a curated record